AUGAGACUUCAAAGUCAUGCCAGUAACUCAAAUCUAAAGGAGCUUAUACAAUUUGCAGAAUGGUUAUUGUCUAUAGGAAAUGGAAAUCUAUCUGAAUCAAACAAUGACUGUGCAGAAAUACACAUUCCUGAUGAAUUUCUCAUCACUAAUUUCAUUGGUUCUAUUCAUGCAAUUGUUCAGUCUACAUACCCAAACAUAGUUGAGAAUUUUAAAAAUGAGAAAUUUCUAGAGUCCAAAGCUAUCUUGGCAUCAAAUAUUGAGACUAUUGAUGAGAUUAAUAAUUACAUUAUUUCUCUAGUACUUGGUCAUGAAAAGGAGUACUUAAGCUUUGAUUCAGUUGACAGGUCUGAUAUAGUUGAUAACUCUCCAAUACAGACAAUUACUCCAUAA
Molecule: messenger RNA, 390 nt
Organism: Vigna unguiculata (cowpea)
Lineage: Eukaryota; Viridiplantae; Streptophyta; Magnoliopsida; Fabales; Fabaceae
Source: RefSeq, a predicted model, not a curated record